Messenger RNA from Daphnia pulicaria, 2095 nucleotides. Its product is annotated as proteoglycan 4-like. Lineage: Eukaryota; Metazoa; Arthropoda; Branchiopoda; Diplostraca; Daphniidae. The transcript has 3 exons. Bases 1 to 1689 code for a protein of 562 amino acids. The record is from RefSeq and is a predicted model, not a curated record. Gene Ontology annotation, cellular component: nucleus; RNA N6-methyladenosine methyltransferase complex. Gene Ontology annotation, molecular function: mRNA m(6)A methyltransferase activity.
AUGUCGCAGCCGCCUACUCCGCAAGCUUGUCCGACGAUGGACACUUAUUUGAUGGACCUCCAACACAAAUUGGCUUCCCUUUCCAUGGCCAAUAAUAACGCCAGUGCUGCCGCUUCGCACAUGCAACAGCAGCAACAACAGCAGAGCUAUUCGCCGGAUGCCACGCAACAACUUCCAUCGCCCACGUCAUCCACCAAGGAAAGAACUCCUUCCCUGGAUCAUUUGAUUUACCCUACGGUUGUCGAUCAAGUGGAUCAGGCGGCCGAGAGCAACCGGCCAGCCCAACAACAACAGCGCAAAGUCUUGCCCUCCACCAUCGACAUUCACGACUUGCAUUCCGAGUUGUCGAAAUUGCAUUCGCAGGGCACUGGUCAUCCGCCGGCCUUGUUGAAAGCCAAGGAGCACGAAAAUAAAGUGAAUCCUUCCACUACGGAAGCCUCCGCAGCGGCACCGGCCGCAACGAAUCCCGUUGCUCAGUCAAAAACAACGGCCAGUCAUGGCCCUGACGUUGUGGAUGACCAUCCGCAAACGCCGACGGAACAACAACCGCAACCUUCCUUCAAAGGGAUUCCAGUCACGGUUCCAGUAGCGCUGAUUCCAGUAGCUCCUGUCACCGCACCCACCGCUCCUGUGACCGCUGCUCCAGCGAUUGCCACCGCAACGAUCACAAAGGAUCAGAAGAGUAGUCAAACGGAGCCUCAGAUGAUCGUUGCCCAGCAACCGCUGCAACGCAAGUUGUCGCUUCCGCCACCGGCCCCGCCCGGAGGACGCCGAAUCUCUCGUUUCUGUGUCAGGAAUUAUUGCUGCGACACGAGCAAGAAAAGAAAGCUAUCGAAGCACGAGGAAGAGUUGGCCUCUUUCCACGCCCGGAGAAAACAGCAACAACCAACUGCUCCGCAACAGCCACAUCCACAUCCGCAACCAGCGUUGCAGCGACAGGAAGCCACCGAGAGUCCUAGGACUUCUUCUCCAAUCGCCCGUUCCAGUCCAGAUCAUACGGAAGGGCGUGGUGUUCCCAUUCCAGCCACAGCUGGUGGGGCUGCUGGCCCGGUCACCAACGCGACGCCCGGAUCAUCACCCGGAACGCCGACCCGCCAGACAAAGACGUUUACGGACGAUCUGUUGCGUCUAGUCCAGGAUUUGGGCAGCAAACCUGGAGCCGAGAAGAGCAAGAAAGCCGUUGGAGAAGGUGUCGAGAAAGCGCCGACGUUGAAUCAGCUGAGAGCCGGCGCCAAUGGCGGCGCUGUCGCCAAUCUGCAACAACAGCAGCAGCAGCAGCAACAACACCAUUCACUGACUCAAACUGCUGGACUGAGCUUCGGCUGGCCUUUUGGUGGUGUCAUGUCUCCUGUUCCGCCCAUGAGCUCUGUGUCGACUCUCUACGGCCAACAGUCCAUUUUCUCUCCCAUUCAUCCGUCGUUUGUUUCUUCGCCGGCGGGGGCGGCUAGUUGCAAUUGCACCAUGGCUGCGCAACAGCAAAGCGGAUUCAACCACCUGGGCAGAGCUUCCAGCCACCCGAUCAUCAUUCAACGAUUCAACCAAACUCCCUCGUCGUCGGUUCCCCACCGCCGGUGCCAGUGCUCCUGGCUGCCAGCGUAUCAGCAGCCGUCUCGUCCUCUUCUACGACAAUGGCCGGAUUCAAUUUUAAUAACACUCCGGCCUGCAGCCCCAUGCGUUCCCCACCGCUAAGACUCAACUCUAAAGACAGUAGAUCUUCUUCACCCUAAAUGCAGACGACAGACAUACAUUUUUCACGAUAGACAAUGGAGAGAGAGAAAAAGAUGGAGCCAGAAAUUUCGCCCACCCGACAACGAUUUUUAAAAAAAUUGAAAUAAGGGAUUUAAAGAUAAUUAAUUAUUCAUUUCUUUUUCACAUUAAACUGAAAAUGGCUUGUCCGUAGUCUCCCCCUUUUUGCUUAUUUUUCUCUCUCCGUUUGUGUUUAUCGAUUCACGUACAGCACUGGGUGUUGAUUACCAAUGAUUUGAUUCUUCUAUUCUUUUUCGCUUCUCUCUUUUUCCGUUCGAAAUUCCAAUCUAUUUUUUAAAAAACAUACUUUAAAAUCUUAUUUGGGUUUUUCCUUUUUUUUCUUCGUCCU